CUCGACAGGCAGCCACUACAGUUUACACGACUGUAUUUCAUGCAAUAAUCCGCAACAAAUGGAAUCAUGUUCUUGGGUCACACAACAGAUAAUUCUUCGUGGAACCCAGCCCGCGGGGCCUCUAGUUAUACCUAAUGAUACACCUGCGGCAGAUCGCGGGCAGAGCGCGGGCGCCUGUGAAACAAUAUUCAAUUGUCGCAGGCCUUUUUUCGUGUGCUGUUUCGCGUCCGCGCCAGUGUGUAACCCACAAUGUUCAACUCAUCAGUGCACAGCGGACACCAUCGCUAGAGCGUCACGUUUCUGGGUUGUCCAAUCUGCGUACCCGGCAAGGGACGCACUCAUUCACGUGUCGGACUGUGCUACUUCCUAAAACGCAGAUCCGGACUGCCUUUCGUCAUGAAGGCCCCGAACCGCGGCGUCGCAAAGCCGUCCCCGUCUUUGACGACCCCCGCGAUGACCCGCGGAUCAGAGACGCAGAGCCUCUUGUGACACCAGAGCAGAUCUCGCGCUUUUACCGGUCACCCAGACUGCACACCGUCGUGGUGGUGUGCUUCCUCGCCGCGAUCGCUUUUUACUACGCCAACAUCGAGACGGUCCCAGUGUCGGGGCGAAAACGUUUCAACUGCCACAGCGACAAGACGGUCCGCGAGCUGAGUGAGCAGCAGUUCGAGGUGCUAAUGAAUGAGUUCCGGCACGCAGGUGUGAGGUUUCUCCCGCUCUGGGAUGCGCGGUCGCGCAUGGUCAAACGGGUCAUGGAUCGCCUCAAGCCAGUCAGUGGCAUGGAUGAUAUUGAAUGGGAUUUUUUUGUGAUUGAUGACCCGGGAAAUGCAAACGCUUUUGUUCUUCCUUGUGGCAAGGUGUUUGUGUUUAGCGGCAUCUUCAGGCACGCCCACACAGAAGAUGCACUCGCUGCAGUCCUCGGCCACGAGAUAGCUCACAACCUUGCCAGUCAUGCUGCGGAGCAAAUGUCUGCCAGCAUUGGGACCAACGUUCUGUUUUGGAGCGUGGCAAUAUUGACAUUUGGACUCUUCACCAUACCCGUAAUGUAUGGCGCCGGCGUCCUCAAGUUUCUCUUCGAGUCGCCCAUGAGUCGAAUGCAAGAGACCGAAGCCGACCAGAUUGGCCUCUUGAUGAUGGCCGAGGCGUGUUAUGACCCACGCCAGGCUAUACCUUUCUGGAGAAGUAUGCAGCAGUACCAAGGGUUACAUGAGCCGCCAGAGUGGCUCAGUACACAUCCCUCGCAUCAAUCCCGAAUCGAAAACAUCCAAAAGAUGCUCCCAUUGGCUCUGGAAAAGAGAGAACAGAGCGAUUGCAGGGGAACUCAAGGGUUUGCAGAGUCGUUCAAGAGGGCCAUGCGCCGCGGAGAGAUUAUCACGUUAUACCCGACGAGAUAUGUCUGAAUACCUGCACUGGUCUUUUUUUAGAAGAUUAUAUCACUAUUACAAUGCAGCCAACAUCUAAAUCUCAUUAUUGGUUGAGCCUGUGAUAAAGCAUCUCAUGCAUUGGCCAAUUAAUUCUAGGGAUGUUUUUAUCUCGGAAAUCAUGUGGCAAAUACGAGAUAACAAAUAAUUAAGACACUC
Messenger RNA from Pyricularia grisea, 1580 nucleotides. RefSeq lists its product as uncharacterized. The transcript is spliced from 3 exons. The record is from RefSeq and is a predicted model, not a curated record. Gene Ontology annotation, cellular component: mitochondrial inner membrane. Lineage: Eukaryota; Fungi; Ascomycota; Sordariomycetes; Magnaporthales; Pyriculariaceae. Gene Ontology annotation, biological process: mitochondrial protein processing; protein quality control for misfolded or incompletely synthesized proteins. Bases 135 to 1400 code for a protein of 421 amino acids. Gene Ontology annotation, molecular function: metalloendopeptidase activity.